GGUUCAGAGCCUGACAGCACCGAUUCUGAUUACUGGUCUGGUCAGGUGGACGCAAAUCCUAUUUCUCAUCGCUCUACUUAUCCCCGCCCCGAUGCUCCUACUGGCCUCCUACAUGCUCCGGUAUCGACCUCUGCCCACAUAUCGAGAAAGGAGGAAGAAAGAGUCGACCAGGUCGGAAUCCACGCACAAGUCAUUGGCUCUCAUGUCUGACUCCAAGUUGUCGCUGCCCCUAUCCAUUUCCCCCAAGCUCACACCUCAAAAGGGAGACCGGUCUACUGCAGCCACCGCCAGAUGGUCCCAUUUUCUCGAGACAAAGCCAUCAAUAUCCAACUUUGGCUACAACAGGCCUCGACCGCAUACUGUCCUCGGUGGCGCUACACACAUCCAGCUUGAUGCUACUGACAUCGCUGAGCAGGACCGUCUCACCAAGCGCGCGAUGGCUCGUCGAUCCACCGAUGUUUGGCUGGAAAGUGGACAUGCUAUCCAGGGCGGCUCUCGGCUGUCCCGGGUGGGGGAGAUGCUCAAGCCGGUGCCUGCCAUGCGCAUAUUGGAUGUCCCUGUAGAGCGACCACAGCAAAAGAAGAUCAUCCAGCUCCGAGGUGGCAUAGUGUCCAUGCUGUCAAACCGCCUCAGCGAUCACGCUCCGGCAACGUCUGAGAGCGUAGAACACUGGGCAAACUUUGGCCAUGGACGCGUUCCUGACAGCCCUGUCACCAUCCAGAUCACUUCACCGGACAAGCGUGAUGUAAGGCGUGCCAGCCGCGCAACAGUGCAGUCCAUGGGGAGUGAGGACUUGGAGCACUCUGGCGAAAUGGAAGGAUGCUCUCUCCCGUCGGCUGAGAUUCACCACGCGACACGAGGGAGGAUGAGUGCCGGACCUACAGUAGUGCUUGGGAAACAAGACCAAGGGGAGUCAUAUGAAAUGGACUGGUUGACGGCGGGCGUCUUGCCAAAGUGAGCGGCAAGACGAUCCUGUCGAACUUGCUGACUGUUCUUCAGCCUGGUGCCUCGUCUCAAAAUUGGCUCUGAAAUUAAGAUCGCCCCAG
Kockovaella imperatae is the source of this 1046-nucleotide messenger RNA. RefSeq lists its product as hypothetical. The transcript has a single exon. The coding region runs from base 92 to 958 and encodes 288 amino acids. Lineage: Eukaryota; Fungi; Basidiomycota; Tremellomycetes; Tremellales; Cuniculitremaceae. The record is from RefSeq and is a predicted model, not a curated record.